CUUUCUCCAGGAUAUGACAUUUCAAGUUGGUGGUGGGAAGUCCAAACCGUCUGGAUUUCGGAUACGGACGGAGAAUUUGGACAGAGGCGUCUCCUCGGGGAAUCCCAAAUAUCUUUGGUCGGAGCUGCACUGGGGCGAGUGGUCGGAGGACGAUGCCGCUGCUCCGGACGCUCCUCUUGCUCUUUGUGCUGGCAUUCUUCGGUCGGGGACGCUUUUGCGGCUCUCCCUCGCACUCCCUGUGUUAUUCCUACCUGUAUCUGCCAGAGCCCAGCCAGGAUCUGCCCCAGUCCUUCAUCAGGAACUACUUGGAUGACCAGCCCAUUGCUUGCUUUGACAGCCUCACCAGGAAGAUGGAGCCUCUGGUGUCCUGGGUGGAGGAGGCAGAGAAGGAGGAGGAAACAUUUCAGGUCGUUGAGUGGGUGAUUGGAAUUGACCUGCAGCAGUUAUCAAAACUGGACCGCCAUGCUGGAGGGCUUCACACCUGGCAGGCGGUUGUGGGCUGUGAGCUGAAGGAAGAUGGGAGCAAAGGAGGGUUUUUGCAUUAUGGCUACAAUGGGAUGGACUUUAUCAGCUUCGAUAAGGAGACCCUCAGAUGGGUGACAGCUCAGCCCCAGGCCCAGAAGGUCAAGGAGAAGUGGGAGGAACUUCCAGGAAUGUCUCAGAGAAAAAAUAUAUACCUGGAGAAGACCUGCAUUGAAUGGCUGCAGAGAUACCAGUCAUACAAGAAGGAGGCUCCGCAGAGGAUCGAUCCUCCAGUGGGGAAGGUGACCCACAAGAUGGUGAAUGAGAGAUUGGAGGUCCUCAUCUGCCAGGCCUUUGGCUUCUACCCCAAGGAUAUCCGGGCCACCUGGACCAGGGAUGGAGAGGUCUGUGAAUAUGAAAUGCUCCCUAGGAAUGUGGCCCCCAACUCAGACGGGACCUAUUAUGUCUGGCUCAGUAUUGAGAUCGACCCCAAGGAGAGGGACCAUUUUCGCUGUUACUUGGAACAUGAGGGCUUGCAGGAACCCCUGAUCUUGGCUCUCAAGGACAAAAGAGCUACAACAUGGGCGAUUCCUCUGGGAAUUGUGGUCUUGGCACUUGGGAUUCUCUUCUCAUUAUGCUGGUGGUGGAGAUGCAGGGAAAAACCUCGAUCAAGAAUACUCCACUUCCUCUGUUCAUAUUUCUUCAGAAAUUCUACCACAAGUAUAGAAGAGAAGACUCAACAGGUGGCUGUUGUAGACCGAAGAACAGUUCAAGCAGCAAUCGCUCAAGAAUUGUCAAGCAGCAACCUGGAUAGCUCUCAGGGAUUUAGAAGAAGCCUCCCUCAAGGGGUUGUGUUAGUUUCCAUACAUGGAACCCCAACUGGAACCCCAUUUUGAUAUCUAAAAUCUGGAUAUCUGGAGAACAUUGAAACUGAAAAUGGCUGGUGGAUUCAUUUUGAUGGAUCCACCAUUAGUGUUAAAAUUGAGGCCGUUGCCUGGUGAGGUAUAACAAGUACACUUUUGGUCAGAUAAUAGCCCAGGACUGCUUUUUAAUCUUUUCAUGGCAAUCUGCUUUGCUCACAACCUGGGUGAGGAGCGAAAGGAGAUCUCUGUGUAUGUGGGACCUUAUCUUGUAUUCCUGGAUAGGCAGUCCAAUAGCCAGACAUUGCAAGAUUCUUUACAUCAAGGACCUGUAUACAGGUGAGAAAGAAGGCUGAGAAAAUAACUACCUACCCCUCACAUCCUAUGCGUGAACUGUUUCAACUCCUCCUCUCAGGAUGCUGCUAUAGGGCAUUGCAUGCCAAGAGAAACACACACAGCCGUGGUUUCUGCCUUCACGGCAUCACUCUGCUGAACACCUAAUUCCCACUGGGCUGUCUUAUGCUUAAGGACAUUUACCCACAUAGUAAGACUGUAUUGCUAUUAUCCUUCUCAUCUUUCCUGCUGCCUCCUAUUACUGGUAUCAGUAUUAUGAUUACACUACUUUGUUGUUGUUAUGUACAAAUCAGAAUAGAGCUGGAAGGGACCUUGGAGUUCUUCUAGUUCAACCUCUCUACUCAAGCAGAAGACCCUAUCCCAGGUGUCUGCAACCUGCGGCUCCGGAGCGACAUGCAGGGCCCUCUGCUGUGAUCCCACCACUGGCUGAGCCCAUCCCUUUCCCUCCCCUCUCAGUCACUCCUUGCCUGGCUUGAGAAGGUAAGGGUGACAGCGGGGGAUAGAGAAGCCAGAGCUGAUUCUCUGGCACCUCACUCUUGCUUCUGGUCCUUGCUCUCGGCCCCAAGAUACUGGCCCAAGCCAGCCAUGACUGACACCGAUUUCACUAACAUGAGGGCUGACAGAAUGAGAAAUGGAUCCAGAAGGAGGGAAUGACUGAAAGGGGGAUGGGCCCCACUGUUCCCUCUAAGGUGUGCAGCUGCGCGGCCGUGCACAUGGCAAGAAACC
Molecule: messenger RNA, 2402 nt
Organism: Thamnophis elegans (Western terrestrial garter snake)
Lineage: Eukaryota; Metazoa; Chordata; Lepidosauria; Squamata; Natricidae
Product: major histocompatibility complex class I-related gene protein-like
Exons: 7
Coding region: 153-1358 (401 amino acids)
Biological process (GO): immune response
Cellular component (GO): external side of plasma membrane
Source: RefSeq, a predicted model, not a curated record